This is a messenger RNA of Fusarium graminearum PH-1, 999 nucleotides long. RefSeq lists its product as uncharacterized. The record is from RefSeq and is a predicted model, not a curated record. Lineage: Eukaryota; Fungi; Ascomycota; Sordariomycetes; Hypocreales; Nectriaceae. The transcript has a single exon. Bases 1 to 999 code for a protein of 332 amino acids. Gene Ontology annotation, molecular function: nucleic acid binding.
AUGGCGCCUAACAUUGCAGAGUCGCAGCAUCUGCUGAUUCGAGACAUGAUUCUCAGCAAGUCACAGGAUGGAGUAUCACCCAAGGAUGACAAAAUCGCAGCGACCACCGGUUGCUCAACCCGUACUGUACGCACGAUCCGAUCGAACCUGCGUCGUUUCGGAACCACGCGAGCGCCACCUAAUAAAACCGGUAGGCCCAAGACCAUCACACCUAAUAUGUUCACUGCCCUUUCCGACCGGCUUGCUAAUCGUCCCUGGAUGCGCCUGACCGAUAUGGCCGCUUUUCUUCGUAAGGAGUUCGAUGUUGAUGUGUCCCGUUUCAGUCUCAGCAGGGCCUUGAGGUCUGCUGAGUGGCGUAAAAAGGUGACUCGAAACGUAGAAAAGGAACGUAAUGCGGACCUGCGAGAGGAACAUGUAUACGAAAGAUCCGAGUACCGUUCAUACCAACUGGUUUUUAUAGAUGAGAGCGGCUGUGACAGGAGUAUCGGGACCAAGCACAAAGGCUGGGCUCCUCGAGGAGUUACCCCUAUACAGGUCAAGAGAUUCCACCGCGGUCGGAGGUUUCAGAUCCUUCCCGCGUACAGUCAAGAUGGAGUGAUUCAUUUCCGGGUCUUUGAAGGAUCGACCGAUAGUGAGAUCUUUGAGAAUUUUGUUGAAGAGCUUCUGCCAUACUGUGGCAGGUGGCCCGAGCCUAGAUCGGUGCUGAUCAUGGAUAACGCCACAUUUCAUCACUCGGAGAAGAUCCAACGUUUGUGCGAUGAAGCAGGCGUGGUGCUGAAGUUCCUGCCACCCUACUCGCCUGACUUGAACCCAAUCGAGGAGUACUUUGGGGAACUCAAAACGUACAUCAAGCAGGUUUGGGACGAGUACGAGGAUGUGAUCCGACACAAUUUUGGGCUUUUCUUGGAGGAGUGUGUUCGGACUGUAGGCGAGCGACAAAUGAGCGCUCGGGGCCACUUCAGACGCGCGGGGAUCUCCAUUGAAGAACAGCCGAGUUGA